Lagopus muta (rock ptarmigan) is the source of this 2044-nucleotide messenger RNA. RefSeq lists its product as uncharacterized. The record is from RefSeq and is a predicted model, not a curated record. Lineage: Eukaryota; Metazoa; Chordata; Aves; Galliformes; Phasianidae. Bases 1 to 1815 code for a protein of 604 amino acids. The transcript is spliced from 8 exons.
AUGCAGGUGGCUAUCACCCAGCAGAAGGCCAGAUCCUUCCGCCUGAUAUCUACUCCUCUUUCCAGUCCUGAUGUGGCCCAGAGGAUGCACAAGUAUCGGUGCUUAGCAGCAGGACUCAGGGAAGGAUCUGCAGAAUCGGAGCCGAUUCAGCUCUCCAGCCUGGCAAAGGAGCAGAGCCAGAGAUUCCCUCGAGCGCUGACGGUGCCUCUGACACCCGACGCCACUUUCUUGGGCGCGACUGUGCCACCACCGGACCCCGCCUGGAUGCAGCCCACCAUCCGCGGACCGAUGCUGAGAGAGAGAUCCUCCUUUAGAGCCCACUGGGAGCAGCGCUGCGGCGUGUGCGUCAGCUGGGCACAGCUCCGGCUGAGCAGGCUGACCAGGUUCCUCUCCAAAAGGAGAACUCAGGAAUCCAGGCAGCUGAAGAUUGCAGCGCUGCAGGCGAUGUCAAGGACAAAACCUGUGCAUCUGUGGAACGGUGCGGGGCAAGGAGGGAAACGUAAAGCCUCCGCAGAAGCUGAUGCCAGUGGCCUUCCUCUGAAGCGCAGCCAUGUGGAAAGCCAGGAGUGUGGCACAGCACCCAAGAGAGCAGUGGCGAGCAGCUCGGAUGUGCCGGAGGACAUCACGGACAUCCAGGGUUUGCUCUCUUGGAUCAAUGACGUGGCAAGAGCUGCUGAGGUCCCCCAGGAGAACCCCAGCAGCCCUGCCCCUGCAUGUUUCAUCGCUGAGCUCCCUGACAACCCUGGGGACAGCAGAGAGCUCAGCACUCAGGCUGCUACCGGGACGCCCACUGACCCCUUCUGGGGGCUUCCUCCAUCCCCCGGGCUCCUGCUUGAGCUGCAGUGCGGGCUGUCGGAGCUGCGCCCCGUCGUGCCACCAGCGAGCGCCCGGCUCAGCCCACGGCCGACCACCCUGGCUGUCAGCGCACCUCCCUCAGUGCAAACCGCACAGCCCACCGAGGAGGUGCAGCAAAGGCAGCCCCAGGAGGUUCAGGCUCACUCGCCCCCGUCGCCAGGCUCUGUCCCCAGCCAGGUGGCAGAAAAGAAGAACAGGGGCAGCACCAAGCGGGGGGCCAAGCGCCCUGCGCCUGCCGGCACCCUGCAGAAAGGGGAGAGAUCCCAGCAGGAGCAGCCCACCAGCAGCGCUCCUGCCAAGAAAAGGAAGCUGCCGCCCCGCGGGGAAAGAGCAGAGAGGAAAGGCCGCAAACAGCCGUGCCAAGCAAAGCUGUCUGGGGCCGGUGCAGGAGCCAGCGAGCUGCACAAGCACCUGCAGCAAUGCAUCCAGGACGUGCACCCGCUGGGGCAGAGGGUGACUGCGGUGGGCCCGGUGCGCCAGCCACCCUCUGUGCAGCCCCAGCCCUCAGCCAGCGCUGGCCCUGCUGCCCUCCAGCCCCAAGACAGCAAAACAAACAAGGCAGCGCCGGCACCUCCAGGCAGCAUGGCACGAGAGGAGUGCACUGCCAAGAGGACGGCACCGAGCUGCCCGCGCCCAUCCCUGCAGAGGAGCUCACCGCUGCGGAGGGACCCACCAUCACCACCACCACCAGCAGCGCUGCACCAACAGCAGCCUCAGCCGCGGCGCCCCAUGGACUUUGUGCCCUGCGUGGGGCCGCGGGCGGGUGGUGGUGCGGCACCCAUAGUGAUGGAGGAGUCGCUGCCCAUCACAGCAGAGCAGCGGCCCGAGCGGGAGUGCAUGAAGAAGCUGGCCCAGGAAGAGCGGCAGCGGGCAGCCCAGCAGAUGAAGAUCGGCCCCGUGCAGUUCCUGGUGCAGCGGGAGAUAGACAUGGCCAUCGCCGACCAGUACGGCUACCCGUAACCCUGCGCUCCUCGCCAGCCCACAGCACCAGGCAGCAGCAGCAGCAUUCCAGGGGCACCGCCAGCAUCCUCAUCCCUCCUUUCCAGAACCGAGCUGUCCUCUGGAGUCAUCAUGGCAGUGGGAUGGGACGUUACCUGGGCAUCAACUGUUGUGGAAUGGGAAUUUUAGGAUUACUGUCAUUGCUGUUACUCAUUGUUUUCUAUGAUACGUUACUAAAAGCUUUGUGUUC